AUGCUACUAUCCACCAAUGAAAAAGAAUACGAAACUUUGCCUUUUUCUACUAAACAACAACCUAAGCGAGCCUUAGUAGCCAAAAAUAAUGGUUAUUGGUUUUACGAAAAAAUUAUCCAGCAAGCUCAACCAUAUUUAACUAAAAAUUUUCUCUUGAUUAUGGAAAUUGGCUAUCAACAACAAGACAAAGUUAUAAAAUUAAUAAUAAAACAUUUUUUUUCCGCCAAAGUUGCUAUUUUUCCCGAUUACGGAGGUCAUUCCCGAGUAAUAGCAAUUUAUAAGUAUAAUUCGCCUUCACCGGCAUUAGAUAGUAUUAAGCAAGAUUAUUCCUUAUUUCAAGAGUAUAUUAAUCGCAACAAAACUUUUUUUACCAGUCGGAGUGGAAACACUUUAAUUAUUCCUCGACCAGAAAAAAAUGAAAACGGGCAAGAACUAGAUUAUAAAAACUUAACUAGUUUUAUCCAAAAUCUUCCGAAAGUUAGCAUUCCUUAUUUACACGUGAGAAUUGAUAGUAAACCCAUUUAUUAUUCGUAUGAAAAAUAUAAAGAGUUCACGGAAAACCAACCAAACCAACCAAAGCAUCACCCGCCUAAGGCUUUGAGUGAGAAACCUAAUAAGGAUAAGCAUGAAAAUAAUGCUAAUAAUAAGCUUAACCGCCAAAAAGAAAAAAUUCUCUGCAAUUUAGAUAAAAUAACUUUUGACCGAGCCGGACAUUUAGCCAAUGCUGAACUGCUGAAAGGAGCUGAUAUGAGCCUAGCCGAACAAGAGAAAGCCGGAGCUUAUCAAAUAAAAAUAGAGGGCGAAGAAAUAAAUUUACGGGAAUUCGAACGCCUAGAACAAGAAAAAAAUUACUUGGAAAUUAGAAAAAAAUUUGUGGAUAACCUUAAAAAAAAUAUCUCUGAUUGA
Molecule: messenger RNA, 906 nt
Organism: Funneliformis caledonium
Lineage: Eukaryota; Fungi; Glomeromycota; Glomeromycetes; Glomerales; Glomeraceae
Source: the annotation of a GenBank genome assembly